AUCGGAUUGUUUAUCCGGUGAUGUUCCAUUGAACCGGGAGCAACUCAACUGGCCACAGCAACUAAAGCUGGGAUUGGGAAAAUGAACGAUCUGUGAAGGUAGUUUUUUUGGGAAAAACGUACCGUUGGAUUACUUGUUAAAUAAUCAUUAUUCAUCAUGAAGGUGGGCUUUGCACUCGUUCUCCUCUGGUCUCUCCCAAUAACCAAUGUGCUUGCAGAGCUGCCUCAACCUCAGAACCUGACUCUGCUCACCCUGAACACACAGUAUGUACUGACGUGGGACUGGGACCAGACGACCACAGGCAACUCUGUUAGCUUCACUGUAGAGUACAUGGCGAAGUACAAGAUGAAGAUGAAGAAGAACUGGAGCCGUGUGUGUGAAAGGACCACACGCACCCGCUGUGACCUCACAGGUUCUAAUCUGCGCUACCUGGGCGUGUACGUGCUCCGAGUCCAAGCCAGCGCAGACGGAGUCAACUCGGACUGGGUCAACAAAGACUUCUGCCCUCAUAAAAACGUGCUUGCAGAGCUGCCUCAACCUCAGAACCUGACUCUGCUCACCCUGAACACACAGUAUGUACUGACGUGGGACUGGGACCAGACGACCACAGGCAACUCUGUUAGCUUCACUGUAGAGUACAUGGCGAAGUACAAGAUGAAGAUGAAGAAGAAGAAGAAGGAGGACUGGAGCCGUGUGUGUGAAAGGACCACACGCACCCGCUGUGACCUCACAGGUUCUAAUCUGCGCUACCUGGGCGUGUACGUGCUCCGAGUCCAAGCCAGCGCAGACGGAGUCAACUCGGACUGGGUCAACAAAGACUUCUGCCCUCAUAAAAACGCUUCGUUGGGCCCACCGUCCAGGGUGGAGAUGGCUCCUGUGGGGAACCUGCUGAACGUGACCAUCUCUGACCCCCUGACCAGCACCCAGCACUCCAUGAAGGAACACGUCUUCUACCUGGACUACCGCAUCCUGUACUGGAGCCGCUUUGAUGACCCUCAGGGUCUGAAGCCUAAAGUGUUGGACUCUAGCAACAACCUGGUGACGCUGCCUGAGUUGGAGGCCUGGACGUGGUACUGUGUCAUGAUCCAGUCUCGCUACGACUACUACAACAAGACUAGCAGCUACACAGAACCCCAGUGCAUGCAGACAGAGGGUGACACCCCGUACGGGCAGAUCUUCCUGUACUUCCUGGUCUCCAUGAUGGUGUGUUUCCUGCUCGUGUUGCUUUCCUCCUACGCCUUCUUCAGGUUCUACAGAGUCCUCAAAAACACCUUUUACCCCUCUAUCCAGCUGCCUGCACACAUCCAGGAGUACCUCUGUGACUCCUCCCCCGGCUCCGACAUGCCCCGCCUCCUCACUGCUGAUUCAGAGGCGGAGCUGUGCUGUCAUAAGCUGACCAUCUGUUCUGAGGUGGUGCUACUGGAGAUACACGUCCUUCCUCCCCUCACAGCGCCCCCCUCAGAGCUGGGUCAGGACAGCGACAGGCACAUCUGCCAGGACAGCGGAGACUCUGGGAUCUGCUCCACAGAGGGAGGCUCCACCCAGCAGGGUCGUAGUUGUGGGGAGCCAAUCAGGACAGACCAGGAAGUGGAUUCCUGGCAGACACUGGCGCAGGCCAAGAUGGAGGAGAUGGGGAGAGACGUCAUAUCAUGAAAGUCCAAUAUUUUUGGAAACUUGUCUGUUGACAUGUUUAACAUUUUGGGACUAUCAAAUACCUAAAUCUUUUUUUAAUGGAUUAUUUUAUUUAUGCAACAGGAUGGCAUGUUAUUCAUGUGAUUCUGGCCUUUUAGUAUACCAGUACACUGUCAGCUGCCUGGGUUGGCCUGGGAAUCCCAUGUUGCUGUGUGG
Molecule: messenger RNA, 1848 nt
Organism: Oncorhynchus mykiss (rainbow trout)
Lineage: Eukaryota; Metazoa; Chordata; Actinopteri; Salmoniformes; Salmonidae
Product: interferon alpha/beta receptor 1b-like
Biological process (GO): cytokine-mediated signaling pathway
Cellular component (GO): plasma membrane
Molecular function (GO): protein binding; cytokine receptor activity
Source: RefSeq, a predicted model, not a curated record